Messenger RNA from Zalophus californianus (California sea lion), 7628 nucleotides. It is a transcript of the gene PCDH20, whose product is annotated as protocadherin 20. The record is from RefSeq and is a predicted model, not a curated record. Gene Ontology annotation, biological process: homophilic cell-cell adhesion. The transcript has 2 exons. Gene Ontology annotation, cellular component: plasma membrane. NCBI's taxonomy places the organism in Eukaryota, Metazoa, Chordata, Mammalia, Carnivora, Otariidae. Bases 513 to 3368 code for a protein of 951 amino acids. Gene Ontology annotation, molecular function: calcium ion binding.
CGGCUUUUCUUUCUCUGUGCACACAGGGCUGGAUGCAAGUCUCUCCGAAGAACUGGUGGCAAAGCAAGCGUUUUGGGGAUCGCUCCUGUGGCUGCUCUGUAGCGCCGACUUCCUCUCUCUAUAUGUUCAGAUAUACAUGCGGGCUUAUUUAUUUAUUCUAACUCUCCCUCUCGCGCUCGCAACCUGUGGACUUGGGUUCUGACUGGUGCGGCGAGGAGGGAGGCUGGUGGGCACGCACUCCGGCGCCCGACCGGGGGGCGCCUGGUCGCAGUCUUCGGAGGCAAGUCCCCCGUUCCGGCUCCUCCGGCGGGGUCGGGACUUAACUGCGCCCGGGGAAGGAAACCAUGACGGUGCCCUUCUGCCCCGCGCCUUUCUGUCCCCCUUUAGCUCCCAUCCUUAAUUGACGAGCCAGUGACUAUUGGCUGAAGUUCCCCAGUGAUUUGCAUGAACAGAGAGGGAGUGUCUUCCGCCGCCCUCCCGCCAGGAGCGAGCUGACUGCAGCCUCCCUGGGAAUGCGCGGCCGAGGGAAUGCGCGCAGCUCGCGGGCCCUGGCAGUGAGCUGGUGCCCGGCGACCUGGCUCCCGCGCCUGGAUAUGGGGCGUCUAAGUCGUCCCAGGAGCAGCAUCAGCCACAGAAACCUGCCGCCUCUGUUUCUGUUUGUCCUCUUCGUGGGACCCUUCAACUGCCUCGCGAGUUACAGCCGGGCCACGGAGCUUCUGUACAGCCUGAACGAGGGACUGCCCGCGGGGGUGCUCAUCGGCAGCCUGGCCGAGGACCUGCGGCUCGUACCCCGCGCCGCCGGGAGGCAGGACCAGUUGUCGCAGGUACCGGAGCGCCCCGUCGCGGAGCGGAACCCCCCUCUCUCCUUCAGCCUGGCCUCCCGGGGACUGAGUGGCCAGUACGUGACCCUGGACAACCGCUCCGGGGAGCUGCACACUUCUGCCCAGGAGAUCGACCGGGAGGCCCUGUGUCUUGAAGGAGGUGGAGGAGCCUGGGGCGGCAGCAUUUCCAUCUCCUCCUCCCCUUCCUCUGACUCUUGUCUUUUGCUUUUGGAUGUACUGGUCCUGCCUCAGGAAUACUUUAGGUUUGUGAAGGUGAAAAUCGCUAUCCGGGACAUCAAUGACAAUGCCCCGCAGUUCCCCGUUUCCCAAAUCUCGGUUUGGGUCCCAGAAAAUGCACCUAUAAACACCCGGCUGGCCAUAGAGCAUCCUGCCAUGGACCCAGAUAUAGGCACGAACGGGGUGCAGACCUACCGCUUACUGGACUACCAUCGCAUGUUCACCUUGGAUGUGGAGGAGAAUGAGAAUGGGGAGCGCACUCCCUACCUAAUUGUCAUGGGUCUGUUGGAUAGGGAGACCCAGGACCAGUACGUGAGCAUCAUCAUAGCGGAGGAUGGCGGGUCUCCACCCCUGUUGGGCAGCGCCACCCUCACCAUCGGCAUAACUGACAUUAAUGACAAUUGCCCUCUCUUCACGGACUCACAAAUCAAUGUCACUGUGUUUGGGAAUGCUACAGUGGGCACCCCGGUUGCAGCGGUCCAGGCCGUGGAUAAAGACUUGGGAACCAAUGCUCAGAUCACUUAUGCUUACAGCCAGAAAGUUCCACAAGCAUCCAAGGAUUUAUUCCAUCUGGACGAAACCACGGGAGUCAUUCAACUUUUCAGUAAGAUUGGGGGAAGUGUUCUGCAAACGCACAAGCUCACCAUCCUUGCUAACGGGCCAGGCUGCAUCCCUGCUGUGACCACAGCCCUGGUGACCAUUAUCAAAGUCAUCUUCAGGCCACCUGAAAUUGUUCCUCGUUAUAUAGCAAAUGAGGUAGAUGGUGUUGUUUACCUGAAAGAACUGGAGCCUAUUAACACUCCGAUUGCAUUCUUCACCAUAAGAGAUCCAGAAGGUAAAUACAAGGUGAACUGCUACCUGGACGGUGAAGGACCAUUUAGGUUAUCACCCUACAAACCGUACAAUAAUGAAUAUUUGCUGGAAACCACAAAACCGAUGGACUAUGAGCUACAGCAGUUCUAUGAAAUAGCUGUGGUAGCCUGGAACUCUGAGGGAUUUCAUGUCAAAAAAAUUAUUAAAGUGCAACUUUUAGAUGACAAUGACAAUGCUCCUAUUUUCCUGCAGCCCUUGCUGGAACUAACUAUUGAAGAAAACAACGCGCCCCAUGCCUUUUUGACUAAGCUGUACGCGACGGAUGCUGACAGUGAAGAGAGAGGCCAAGUUUCCUAUUUCCUGGGACCUGAUGCCCCCUCAUAUUUUUCCUUAGACAGUGUCACAGGAAUUCUGACAGUUUCCACUCAGCUGGACCGAGAAGAGAAAGAAAAGUACAGGUACACAGUCAGAGCUGUUGACUCUGGAAAGCCACCCAGAGAAUCAGUUGCCACUGUGGUUCUCACUGUGCUGGAUAAAAAUGACAACAGCCCUAGGUUUAUCAACAAGGACUUCAGCUUUUUUGUGCCAGAAAACUUUCCAGGAUAUGGUGAAAUUGGGGUAAUUAGUGUCACAGAUGCCGAUGCUGGACGAAAUGGAUGGGUUGCCCUCUCGGUGGUGAACCAAAGUGAUAUUUUUGUCAUAGACACAGGGAAGGGCAUGUUGAGAGCUAAAGUCUCUUUGGACAGAGAGCAGCAAAGCUCCUAUACGUUGUGGGUCGAAGCUGUUGAUGGGGGUGAGCCGGCCCUCUCUUCGACUGCAAAAAUCACAAUUCUCCUUCUAGAUAUCAAUGACAACCCUCCUCUGGUUCUAUUUCCUCAGUCCAACAUGUCCUACCUGUUGGUACUGCCUUCUACUCUCCCCGGCUCCCCAGUUACAGAGGUCUACGCCGUUGACAAAGACACAGGCAUGAAUGCUGUCAUAGCUUAUAGCAUCAUAGGAAGAAGGGGUCCUAGGCCUGAGUCCUUUAGGAUUGACCCUAAAACCGGCAACAUUACUUUGGAAGAGGCAUUGCUGCAGACAGACUAUGGACUCCAUCGUUUACUGGUGAAAGUGAGUGACCAUGGUUAUCCCGAACCUCUCCAUUCCACAGUCAUGGUGAACCUGUUUGUCAAUGACACUGUCAGUAACGAGAGCUACAUUGAGAGUCUUUUAAGAAAGGAACCAGAGAUUAAUAUAGAGGAGAAAGAACCACAGAUCUCAAUAGAACCAACUCAUAGGAAAGUUGAGGCUGUGUCCUGUGUGCCCACCCUAGUGGCUCUGUCUGUAAUAAGCUUGGGUUCUAUCACACUUGUAACAGGGAUGGGCAUAUACAUCUGUUUAAGGAGAGGGAAAAACCAUCACAGGGAAGACGAAAAUUUGGAAGUACAAAUUCCACUCAAAGGAAAAAUUGACUUGCAUAUGAGAGAGAGGAAACCAAUGGCUAUUUCUAAUAUUUGAUAUUUCAUCAUGGAAUAAGACAAAGAUGUUUUAGCUGACUUUGGGUAGUCUUCAUCACCUUAAACAAGAGUGUGUAGAUGACAGUUCCAAUGAAGGACGACUAAUUUAUAAGUUGUACUAUAUUGUAAGUAAGCUGUUUACAGGUUUUUAAAUUCAAAAUCAGAGGUUAUAAAAUGUGUACAGCAUUUUUUAAUGAAAAUGAGUACUAACAGCUAUACAACUGUUAUUAAAAAAAAAAAAAAAAAGCUUGGACAUGAUUUGCAGCUUUCAUUCACCAAGCAGAAUGAAAGAACCUGGGAAUAAGGUAAGAAAAUGGUACAUUGCAUUUUUUUGUCUAAAAAGUCCUUUAACCACAAGAGGGCAUCAGCUGCUCCUUUGCAGGGAACUGUUUUGAGGUAUUGUACAGGACAGUUGUUGUACAUGAAAUUAAUGAAAGAGUAUAUUUUAAAUAUAUUGUUUUUACCAUUUAAGAGAUAUGAAAUUGAAAUAAACUGAAUUUCACCGCACUUCAAUGUAUGAUAAGAAAGAAAAGAAAUGCAUUUGUAAACAGAAUGUUUAUUACCUCACAAGUACAUCAGGUAUAGUUGGAAAGAGAAGGCAUCACAAAGAAGUGCAAUUUGUUUUUAGCAAAAGGGUGAAAACAUGGCUACAUGUUAAAGAGUUGACCUGCUGAAGAGUAUUUCACUUUCUGUGUACUCAGAUUGCUUUUUGUUCCCUUUACCACUGCACUUGCCAGUAUUACAGGGGAAAUGUGUAUAUUCUCCCUUAUAGACAUUGUAACUGGAAAUUGUGUCCAAGGGAAACAGCCAGGAGCAAAGACCUGUUUCAAUCCUUAGUUGCUUCGUAGGCGUUCACAACAGUUUGGUGCUUUGACAACUCGUCAGUAGUAGUUCAUACUUGGGUUAUAUAUUAGGUUUUUAUGUGCUUGAACUCAUUUAUCACAUGAGAAAAUAAAAAUCAUAUUAAAACGGAAUUAUUCUAGAAGCUAGUGUACACUACCAGUUGUUUUAGUUGGGCCCUUUAUAGAAAAGUUAUACUUAUCUUUUUGUUGUUGUUUGGGUUUGUUGGCUACCAUUUCUGGCUUCCUUUCUUUGGCUUUGGAUUAGGUCCAAGAGUUUAUUUGUAAGCCCAGCAGCAGAUUUCUUUGAUAACUUAGCUUUUACUGAAUCCUUUGCCAUGAAGCAAGCUGGUUCCUUAGUGAUUGAUCUCUUUCACUUCAUUGUGUUGAGCUGGGAAUUUUAUUUGAUAUGAGAGCUAUAGCAAAAUAUCUGUGUAAACAAGGAAUAUGUUAGCUUAAGCUGCAUCGUUCUACUUUUUUGGCCUCAUGUGUCUUACUGUACCAAACGUGUUUAUAUGUCUGCAAAUUAAAGGUAUAUAUUUUCAUAAUUUCUUUCUCAUUUUUACCAUUUAUAUUUGAACGUGGGCUUGUUCUUUCACUGAAGUGCCUGUUAUUGGCAUUUGUUUGCUUUUAAAGGUAAAUGUGGGUAAAGUGUAAAUAUUCUGUUUGCUAAAGUUUAUAUUAAACUAAUUCAUUACUCAAUUAAACAUUGGGUAAAUCACUGAAUAUGUGUGUAAAUAGAGACACAUACGUAUGAUAGAGAGUAUGCCUAGAUGUUUGACAGGCGUUCAUAUGAAAAUUUAUGCCCAUGCAUGUGCACAUGCAUAUUAAUUUUCGGCUUAGUAUCAACUAUAAACAUUCAUUUUACUACAUACUUCUGACAAAUCCCUUGUUAGCUGUGUUACAAUAGCUUUCAAUACAUUUUAAAAAUACAUUGCAAAAAAAAAAAAUUGAAUGCAAACACCCAGGACCUUUUGAAUUUGUAUUAACUCAUUUUUCUUGUUUUCUUCGGUCUGACAAUUUGAAUAAAUAAAAUAAGUGUAGGAGGCAGUACUGUUUGUUACAAAAAGGAAAUAUAUUUUUAUUGGAGAUUCCUUCUGUAUGAGAGGCACCUGAGCUUAGAAACUAAGAUCAUUUAACCCCCAAAACCUUUCAUUCAUAAUUGAUGUAUAGCAAUGGAGGAAACCAUCCUCUACCAAUCAUUUUCAUAUCUUCUUUCCCUUUUUUAAAGGAAGGAACUACCUAUGAAAUAAGUAGCACCAUUAAUUAAAAAAAAAAAUCCUCCUAAGUGCAGUGAUUUCACCAUGAGUAUAAGUAACAAAAUAUUCUAUUUAUUUCUAAAUUUGAAGAAAGUUCAUGUGUUUGGGGGUAUAGGCUUUGUCUCUAGCACAAGAAAUGCCUAUAACAUUAAUAAAAAGACAUAUUUCUGAAUAACUUCUUGUGCCAGGAUUUCCUUUACAAAAACAUCUCAUUCACAUUAAAAGCAUUUAUAACAAGGAAAGUUAAAGUAAAUUAAGCUCAAAGAUAAAAGCCCCUUUUUACUAACACCUUGUGCUAGAACAGUUGCCAAAAUGUAUGCUAAUCAUGUCAAUGUUGUUAGUUGAGCUGGCACAAAAAUAAAUGUUCCAUUCAUUAAAAACCCUAAUAUCCAUUUAACAGUUUGAGAACCAGUGAAUCCUCUUUGCCCAAUUUAAUGAAGAAGAGACUGCUCUGAUCUUUGCACUGCCAGAGCCAUUCUUAUAUUACAGAGAAAAUUGUUCAUUAAUUUGGAUUGGGAAAUUUAAAAGCAACAUAGCAAUUUCAGCUAUGGGGAAAAAACAAUUUGUUAGUUGAGUCUUCAGAGUAGAUUCCCUGACCCUAUUAAAAAAAAAAAAAAAAGUUGUCUCGGCAGUUACGCUUCGAUCAGUGGUGGUUAAAAAGGAAAAAAAAUAGAUCCUUCUUUUAAAACAGUUUUAGUGGUACGAGUGUAAUGAAAAUAAUAGCCAAAUCCUUUGUGUUUUGUGUGUUCUGCAUGUGUUUUAUGAAAACAACAGGCAUAAUCUUACUAUGAAAAACACCACUGAAGCAGUAUUAGGGAUGGUAUGAAGUUGACUUGAUUCCAGUAGGUUACCUCAUAGGGAUUCCAAUUUGUGCUCCCAGAAAAUGUCUCAGUUAACAACUGUAAAAGGAGGAACUAUGCAAUCCUCUCCUGUGUCAAUGGAGACUCAGGUUCCAGUCUCUGGUGAAGUGAAGAUUCUAUGGGGUCCUGAUCUUCGAUAGACCAUGGAGGAUGUAAGGGAAGACAGUACUGAACAUAGGGUGCUUUUCAACUCAACAUUGGGCAAUCUCAACUCACAGACGCCAGAGGGCAUAGAUAUCUGAGCAUUUUCUUCCCUCUAAGUUAGAUUUUCUCACUUCAAGAAAGCAGUCAAUUGCUACAAAAUACCAUUUUGCUGACUUGUGCAAUCUCUGCCUAGCUAUGUGCCUUCACAGUGUGAAUUAUAAAUAAAUCUUUAUUAAAAGGUAGAGAAAUGACAGUCAUGCAAAUAGACUUGAAGCAGGAAAAAAAUUUUUUUUAAAUUGGUAAUUUCUCAGAGAAAAGACCUCCUGUAAUGUCUUUUCUAGUUGUCUCUACAUCUGAUAAGAAAAGAUCAUACGUAUUUUUCGGAUCAAUAUAUGCAUACAUGCAUACAGUCUAUAAUAAUUUUCUAAAUGUCAAUCAUUGUACAGAAUUGUUUUUAAAAUGGUAGCAUUUUUUUCCUCUGAUAAACCCCUAAAUUGGGAAUGCAUUCCUUUAUGGGUAUAGAACAAAAUUGGAUGAAAUUUAAGCCUUAACCCACUAAUGUCAAGAAGUAAGAGUACUGGGGUGACUAAAAAAACAAAACAAAACAAAACCAUUCAUUCAUUCAUUCCAUUCAUAUUUAUUUUAGUACUCUUAAUUACCAGGGAUUUAACUGAGAACAAGACAGAGUCUUCGACCCUCGAUGACUUUAGAUUAUGGUGCGGAAGGCCAAUAAGAAAACCCAUCAAUUUCAAAACAUUGUGUGGGAUAAAUGUCUACUCCCAGGAUGUCAAGUGAACAGGACCUAACCCAAUUUGAGAAAGUGCUGGAGAAAGCUUCCCAAAGAGGCCAAUUUCUAAUUUGGGCCCUCUCAAAGGAGGUGAUGUCUAAUUGAAAAAUUUAGCCAGGGGAAGUUGGCAGAGGAGAGAGAAGGGCACAAGGAAGAGGGAAUAACGUACAAGCACACAGGCCAAAGUGAGCAUGUCAUGAUUGAAGACUCAUAAUAUUUGUGGCUGAAGGAAUGAAGAGAAUGAAUAACGAGCUUGGAGCUGUAGGUGUACUGAAAAUAAUGAAGGGGCUUACUUGGAGGUGGCAUUUUAUCCCAUAGAAUUUGUGUUUUAAAAAGAUCAUUUUGGGAGCACCUGGGUGGCUCAGUCAUUUA